Messenger RNA from Mobula hypostoma (lesser devil ray), 5027 nucleotides. RefSeq names its product complexin-3-like. Lineage: Eukaryota; Metazoa; Chordata; Chondrichthyes; Myliobatiformes; Myliobatidae. The transcript is spliced from 3 exons. The record is from RefSeq and is a predicted model, not a curated record. Gene Ontology annotation, molecular function: syntaxin binding. Gene Ontology annotation, biological process: neurotransmitter transport; synaptic vesicle exocytosis; regulation of neurotransmitter secretion. The coding region runs from base 307 to 780 and encodes 157 amino acids. Gene Ontology annotation, cellular component: terminal bouton; SNARE complex.
UCUAUGGGGGUAUAAAUGAGAGGACACGAAUUAAUAUCUGAAAUUAUCGGCAUCUGAUUCACUACUUGCUUCCUCCCGGUAGCGUGUACCUCGUGCCGAAGUCGUCAGCAAUGUAAUCCGCUUUUAUUAGUGGAAUGGGAGCAGACUCUGGCUGUUUGAGAGGGGAGGAGGUGUGGGCUGUCCUCUGUCCAUUCAGAGGAGAGAGCUGUCCACAAAGCUUGGUGCUGAAACUCCCUCCGACCCACUGCGCGUUGGGAGCUGUCCCUGGGUCUCGCGACUGAAUCCUGCAGGCAGCAACUUCCAGCUAUGGCUUUCAUGGUGAAGACUAUGGUCGGGGGGCAGUUGAAGAAUCUGACCGGAGGACUCGGAGGCGAGGAAAAAGGAGAUGGGGAGAAAUCUGACGCCGCAGCUCAAGGGAUGACGAGAGAGGAAUUCGAAGAAUACCAAAGGCAGCUGCUCGAUGAAAAGAUGGAGCGCGAUGCCAGUUUUGCUCAGAAGAAGGCGGAGCGCGCAACAAUGAGGACACACCUUCGUGACAAGUACAAGCUCCCAAAGAGCGAAAUAGACGAGAGCCAGAUCCAGCUGGCCGGUGGCGAGGUGGAACUGCCAAAGGAGCUGGCCAAGAUGAUUGAACAGGACAAUGAGGAAGAAGCUGAGAAGGACUCCUUGAUGGGACAGCUCAGCAACAUUCAGAACCUCGACAUUGACAGCUUGAAGGACAAGGCCCAAGCCACCCUGGAAGACUUCAAGCAUACUGCAGAGAAGUGUUGUGUCAUGUGAAACAAAAAUUAUGGGACUAAUUUUCAUAAUGUUCACUGCAACUUGAAUCUAAACUGCAAAUUUGCAGCCUGUUAAACACUGAUCUAUAAAGUAAUAUCCCAGUGAAGGCAAUGCGAUAGUUAGACACAGAUCUGCUGCUGUUUGCAAUACACUGUCUGUAUGAUAUACAUACUAGUCAGCAAUUCUUGUCAAUUCUGACCGUCAGUCUGUCACCCUGACCAUCAAUCUGUUCAUCUUUGUUUCCGGUAUUUUAAGAGAACAAAUCUGAUCCAGGCCUAGAAUUCUGAAUAUAAACACUAACUCCUGGGGAACAAAUACCUCUGUCAUUCAUUACACUAGCGACAGUACACCUCAGGAACAGAAAUGUUCCUUGUAAAAGUGACACUCACAACACACUGGAGGAACUCAGCAGGUCGGGCAGCAUCCGUGGAAACGAUCAGUCAACGUUUUGGGCUGGAACCCUUCGUCAGGACCCGAAACGUUGACUGAUCAUUUCCACGAAUGCUGCCAGACCUGCUGAGUUCCUCCAGCGUGUUGUGAGUGCUGCUUUGACCCCAGCAUUGGCAGAGUAUUUUGUGUUUACCUUGUAAAAGUGAUAUACACACACAGUAAACUUUACCUAGUUCAGGUAAUUGUGUGACCUAAUUAAUGAAGUUAUAGUAACAAUGACAAAGAUUCUCUUCCCAUUCUAAUCUACUUAAAAGAAACCCAAAGGAACAGCAACUUCUAUUGAUGUAGCAUCUGUAACACAGCAAAAUGGCUUGAGCUGGAUCUCAAGACAGGAUCGCAAGGAGAUAUUGGAGUCAUAGGGUCAGAACCAUAGAAUGACAUGGCACAGAUACAAGCUCCCUUAGCUCACUAAAUCCACACUAACAUCAGGCACCCAUAUUUGCAGUAAUGCUACCCUCACCCAUUUAAUUCUCUGCAUUCCCAUUGACUCCUUCCCAAGUUCUCGCUCUCCUCCUCAGACAAAGGACAAAGCGAAAGAGCCUUUAGGGUGCAGACAGGUCUAUGGUGGAGGGAGAAUCCAAACCCUGGGGCAGAGGGGGCUAACAUUCCUGCAAAUUGACGGUUAAAUUUUGCUAUGUCAAAGCUGCUGUGUAAAUGCAGAUUGUUGUUGCUGUAUGAACUAAAUGCUUGACAUGAAGAUGGUGCAUUAGAGCUGUUUAAAUCCAAGCCGGAAUUCUCUCUUCAUUACAACAUAAUGACAGUUUUGGAUGUUUUGGAACUACAAAAAAUUAUAUAUCAUCAUCCUUUAGUUUCUCGCCCCCUCCCUCUCCCCUCUCCCUCCCCCUUUCUCUCUCUCCCUCACAUGUUCUCUCUCUCUCUCUCUCUCUCUCACACACACACACACACACACACACACACUGUCUCUCUAUUUCUCCCAGUUGAUCCUUCAGACCCUCUGUAUCUCUUUUAUAUGUACAAAUAUAGUUUUUCUUGUUUUCUUAUCAUUUCUCCCUCUCUUUCUCACCCACUUACCUUUCCUUUCUCUCUCUGUUCCCUUCCCCUUUCCCCUUUAUGAAUUUUAUGCUGCAUCGGAUCUGGAGCAACAACCAUUUCCUUCUUUACACUUGGGUACAGAUAAAUGACCAUAAACAACCUUGAAUCUUAAAUCUUCUCCUCCUCCUUCACCAUCUUAUUUACUCAUUCUUUCACUCUUUCAUUUUGUCAUAUUUCAGAGAAGGGGGCUAUUCAGCCCAUUGACUCUAUGCCCCAAUGAUCAUUCCAAGCAGUUGAUUUCCUGUGACCUCUGCCCUCUCACAUCUCCAUCAACUGCCCUCCUGUUUUCCUUCAUUAGGGGACUAUGUACAUUUGCCAAAUAACCAUCAUUGGGCUUUGGGAGGAAACUGGAGCACCCACAGAAAACACAUGCAGUCACAGGCAGAACGUGCGAGCUCCACACAGAGAGCACCAGAGGUCAAUCAAACCUGACACUCAGUGUGGUAGUGGUACUAACUGCUCUGGUAUUGUGCGGCCCACUUGCUCUCCUUCUCGUUUUCUCUCAUUCUUUGUCUCUCUCACCCUGUACUCUUCUCUUUCUGGCCACAUUCUCUUUCUGGUCUCUUUCUCUCUCUCACCACCUUCUCUCCCUCUUGCAAUCUUCUCUCUCUCUCUCACCCCAUUCUUUCUUGCUCCUUUUCUCUCUCGCCUCUCUUUCUCUCUUCCCCUUCCCUCUCUUACCCUUUCUCACUCGCUUUCCUCUCUCUCUCACCACCUUUCCUCACUUACACCUCUUUUCUCUCCAUUUUCUUUCUCUUUUACUUCAUUCUUUGUUGCCCCUUUUCUCUCUUUUCCCUCCUCUCUCUCCCUCCCACCCCCUUCACUCUCCCCCCCCCUCUCUCACCCCCUUUUCCCUCCUUCCUCUUUGGACCUUUCUCUUUAAAACUAGGCUGGGCAAACAGAUUCAGGCAUUUCUGUGUCUUUCCAGAUUUGCAUGCUUUCUAAUUUUAAUAAAUGCUCUUAAAUCAUUGUUAUUAAUGCCAAACAAAUGUGUUUAUGCACAAAACGUUAGAGUAGCAAUAUCUAAUGUUUCAUAUCUGUAUGUUCAUUAUAUUUGUUUGUUUGUUUUUAUAUGUGUUGGGCUAUUUUACGUCUUUAAUGUGUAGAGUAAUCUUUACUUACAGGCUCGUAAGAUAUGAAUUUAAGAUGUUAAGGGGAUAUUGAACCUGUUGAAUCUAAUCUUCACUGUACUUGCUGCAAUUAGAAGUAGCAGCAAAUACUCCAUCAGAAAACUCAUUUUCCCUAGGCACUUUGAAACUCAAAAUCAGAUCCCGAUUUAUUAUAACUGAUGUACAUGGUGUGAAAUUUGUUAUUUUACCACACCACUAUAGUACAAAGAUGUAAUUACUAUAUAUUCAUGAUCUUCUGCUGCUGUAGCCCAUUCACUUCAAGGUUUGACAUGUUGUGCAUUCAGAGAUGCUCUUCUGCACACCACUGUUGUAACGCGUGGUUAUGUGAGUAACUGUCACAUGAACCAAUGUGGCCAUUCCCCGUGGACCUCUCUCCUUAAUGAAAACUGCCGCUAACUGGUUGUUUUUGUUUUGUUCUUCACACCAUUCUCGGUAGAUUCUAGAGAAGGCUGUGUUUGUAAAUCCCAGGAGAUCAGCAGCUUCUGAGAUACUCAAAUCCCCCUGUCUGACACCAACAAUCAUUCCAUGGUCAAAGUCACUUAGAUUACAUUUCCUAUCCAUUUUGAUGUUUGUUCUGAACAACAAAUGAACCUCUUGACCAUGUCUGCAUGCUUUUAUGCAUUGGGUUCCUGCCACACAAUUGGCUGAUUAGAUAUUUGUGUUAACGUACAGGUGUGUACCUAAUAAAGUGGCCACUGAGUGUAUUCUAGCUCUUCGGAAUUCAGAAUCACUGACAAAUAAGGUGUAAUUUGUUGUUUUGUUGUAGCAGAACAGUACAAGGACAUAAUUACUAUAGAUUACAAAAAUAAGCAAAUUGUGCCAAAAAAGGAAUAUUAUUUAUUCAGUAGUUAAUGCAGCAAAAUGGCUUGAGGUGGAUCUCAAGAUGGGUGACAGAAGGAGAGAUUAGAUAGAGUCAUGAAAUGAUAUGGCACAGGUACAAACCCCUAUGGCGCUUUGAAUCCACAGCAACCAUCAAGCACCCGGAUUGGGCGCCAGGGUAGCAGAGCGGUUAGCGCGACUGUUAUGUUUUGUAAUUUCAAAACAUUAAACUAAUUCAAAGGAAGACACGGGUGUCUGAAAUGUGAGUAAUUUUGUGGUUAACUUUAAGUGAGGCACGCACAUAUCACAUGGUAGCAUGAUGACGUAUGCAAUUCACAGAUUUAUACAUAUAACCCAUAAUGAAUUAUUUAAGUGAAUUUUUUAUCAAACAAUUUAUAUACAAGGUUACUCAAAUGUUACUGAAAUAUAAACUCCAACUCAAUAGAGAAUGCAUCUUAACUGUAAGAGUUGACUCUGAGAAUGCAGGAUGUGGUUCUGACAAUGGUAGCUACUGUUCUUAUUCAACAAUUGACUCUGCUCUACUCAGAUGAUUGACGUGUCACCUCCAGAUGAUAUCAGAUGCAAUCUCCACUGUGUGGGAGAGUGGUCUAGUUCUGUCCUUAAUCUUUCUUAGUUACCCACUUCUGAUCACCUCAGUAGUCCCUCGUCCUCGUCAGAACUGCUUAUCCAGGAGUGAAACAUUGAACCUUCUUGUUUGAGGAGCCCUCAAUUUGCCUCAGCUGUUUGUCCUGCAUCCUGCUUCUGAGAGUGGGUUUGAGGAGAUCCAAGGAUGAA